This is a messenger RNA of Syzygium oleosum, 1264 nucleotides long. RefSeq lists its product as uncharacterized. Gene Ontology annotation, biological process: protein targeting to vacuole; protein transport to vacuole involved in ubiquitin-dependent protein catabolic process via the multivesicular body sorting pathway. Gene Ontology annotation, molecular function: phosphatidylinositol-3-phosphate binding; ubiquitin binding; metal ion binding. The transcript is spliced from 10 exons. The coding region runs from base 158 to 1000 and encodes 280 amino acids. NCBI's taxonomy places the organism in Eukaryota, Viridiplantae, Streptophyta, Magnoliopsida, Myrtales, Myrtaceae. Gene Ontology annotation, cellular component: ESCRT-0 complex. The record is from RefSeq and is a predicted model, not a curated record.
AAGCAGAACACGUCAAUUGUGCUCCAAAACCGAGACCGGACAUGGAAGCCAUCCAUCGAAAGCUCGCAGUGAUCUCCUCCUUCGACCUCCACCCAUUUCCAAACAUAUAAAAGCCCGAAGAACCCAUCCGUCGUGUCCAUCGAAACGGCCAUCGAAGAUGGAGCCCCCUCCCUUCCAAGAAGCAGCCCGCUGCGAUGUCUGCAAAUGCAGCUUCAACACCUUCAGGCGACGCCAUCAUUGCAGAUGCUGCGGAAGGACCUUGUGUUAUGAACAUUCAUCAAAUCAAUUGGCUUUGCCACAAUUUGGUAUCCACUCACUUGUCAGAGUUUGUGCAGAUUGUUAUAACAACCCUUCUCAACCUGCAAAGGGUGAUAGACAAGCUUCAGUAGAGGGAGUCGAUCAUGUUACAGAUUCAGUUUCUAAAUUAGACAUCGGUGAUGUAGUUCCAGAGGAAAAACCAAUUGCAGAACAUCAAGCUGGCCAAGGUGUUCCAGACUGCAAAUGCGGGAUGCCUUUAUGCAUUUGUGAAGCUCCUGCCCCAUUUGUCGAUACGCUUCACUUACAGACAAAAACCACUUCCACUACUUCUCAGUCAAGCCAAAGACCCAAAAGGGACCCUGUUCCGAAGAAUAGGGGCUCCACCUCAACCAGCAAUAAUUCGUCAGUUUUGAAUGCUGGUCAAGUUUCCAAUGGCGCUCCAGAGAGACCUAAGAUGGAUUAUGAUGUAAAUGGCGAGGGUCUAAGGGAAGCAAUAAAGAACGAUGAUGCUGCUGCAGUUAAGAAACUUCUCAGUGAGGGAGUGGACCCUAAUUACCGUGACAGACAGGGAAUGUCUUUGCUGCAUUUGGCGGCAGUUUUUAACCGAACCGACGUUGCUUUUAUCCUUAUGGAGCGGGGAGCAAGCUUGGAUUACAGGAAUGCACAGGGAGAAACGCCUUUGGAUUGCGCACCGGUCACUUUGCAGUACAAGAUGCGGCAGAAAAUGGAGGAGGGUUGCUAGUACCAGUCUGACUUGCCCCAAAUUUGUUUCAAAGGAAAUACUUGCUUAAUGCUUGAAGUGUGCUUGUUAUCUUUAUCACUAUAAGGAAAUGUCUAAUCGACACCAUCGACAUGUUUGAUUGGCUAUUUUCGGACGGUUAAUGAGAGCUCUUUUCUGAGGCAAAUAAUCUGCUCAAUUAUGAUGGGGGGCAAGAUAGCUUUGCCCUGGAUUUUCAAAUCUCUUUCGUCUUUUUACAGAAUGAAUAUUCUUGAGUUGUGCUGAGGA